Molecule: messenger RNA, 3171 nt
Organism: Prunus avium (sweet cherry)
Lineage: Eukaryota; Viridiplantae; Streptophyta; Magnoliopsida; Rosales; Rosaceae
Source: RefSeq, a predicted model, not a curated record
AUGGAGCAGUCACAAAGUACUACUCAUGGAAGGCUGAUUUUGUUUACAUUCCUUCAUGGGCUCAUUCUUUUAUGCAUGAGCACACCUCUGGAAUCUGCAACUCUGUCCAGUGGUAAUACUUUUGGAAGUGAAACUGAUCGCCUGGCGCUGCUAGACUUGAAGAAAAGAAUCACUCAAGAUCCUCUCCAUGUUAUGAGCUCCUGGAAUGAUUCAAUUCAUUUCUGCAGUUGGGUUGGCGUUACGUGCAACCCUUCCACCAAAAGAGUCUUGAUUUUGAACUUGAGUUCUCAUAAACUGGCAGGCUCUAUACCACCAUCUAUUGGAAAUCUUACUCAUCUUACUGGAAUCAACCUCAGAAACAACAGCUUCCAUGGUGAGAUUCCUCAAGAAAUGGGUCGUCUACGAAGCCUACAAGCUCUCAAACUGUCUCAAAAUUCCUUGGGCGGGAAAAUUCCAACUAAUAUAUCUCACUGUACACAACUACGUGUGCUGAAUAUUAUUUCCAAUCAUAUUAUUGGGUCCAUUCCGAGCCAACUCAGUUCAUUGUUGAAUUUAAAAAUUCUAGGGUUUUCUGGUAACAAUCUCACUGGAGCAAUCCCAGGCUGGAUUGGAAACUUUUCUUCUUUGCAUGAUCUUUAUCUUUCCUGGAACAAUUUUCGAGGAAGCAUACCCGUUGAGCUCGGGCGUCUGACAAGCUUGGAGGAACUCAUACUUGGGUCGAACAAUCUGUCUGGUAUUGUCCCUUCUUCAAUCUAUAACAUUUCUUCAAUAUACUGUUUCGGUGUUGCUGCAAAUCAGCUGCAUGGAGAGCUACCACCAAAUCUCGGCAUUAAUCUUCCUAAACUCGAAAAAUUUUAUGUUGGUGGCAACAAUUUCACUGGCAUAAUUCCUGCAUCGUUGUAUAAUUCUUCUAAUCUUCGGAUUCUUGAUAUGGUUCAAAAUCAUCUCACUGGGACAAUCCCUGCUGAAUAUCUUGGAAGCUUGCGAAGCUUAGUUAGACUAAAGUUUUCUUGGAAUAGACUGGGAAGCGGGAAAACUGGCGACUUGAAUUUUCUGAACUUUUUGGCAAAUUGUACUAGCCUAGAGAUAUUAGGUCUUGACACUAAUCAUUUUGGAGGAGAAUUGCCAAGAUCUAUAGCCAACCUUUCUACCCAACUACGUAUUCUAACUUUGGGGCAAAAUUUGAUACACGGAAGCAUCCAUGAUGGCAUUGGAAAUCUUGUAAGCUUAAAUGAUCUUGGAAUGGAUAACAACUACUUCAGUGGAAGUAUCCCCGAUGUAAUUGGGAAGCUUCCAAAGUUACAGGAACUGUAUUUGAAUAAUAACAAAUUUUCUGGGCCGAUACCGUCCUCCUUAGGCAACUUGACUUCCUUGAUACUCCUCUACAUGGAAAAUAAUAAGUUUGAGGGAAGUAUACCUCCAAGUUUUGGGAGCUACCAAAGUCUACUCGAUCUUGACCUCUCUAAUAACAACAUAACUGGUGCCAUACCUAGAGAGCUUUUCAGGGUUUCAUCCCUUUCAAUUUCUUUGGACAUUUCUCAAAAUUCUUUGACGGGUUCUUUACCAUCUGAAGUGAGUGAAUUGGUAAAUCUUGUUGAGUUGGAUGUUUCUGGGAAUAAGUUAUCAGGUGAAAUUCCCACAACCCUGGGCAAUUGUAUUAUGUUGGUGCACCUGCAUUUGGAAGGUAAUGAAUUUGAAGGAACAAUUCCUCAAUCGCUUAAAAGUUUAAGAAGCUUGGAAUAUCUAGAUAUUUCACGCAACAACUUAUCAAGCCAGAUUCCAGAAUUUCUGUGCAAGUUUCCGUUUCUUCACUAUCUCAAUCUUUCUUAUAAUGAUUUUGAGGGUGAAUUGCCUAAAGAAGGGAUCUUUUCUAAUGCAAGUGGUCUCUCAGUUAUUGGAAACAAUAGGCUUUGCGGUGGCCUCCCAAUAUUACUUCUAAAUGCAUGCUUCCAAAAAGAGUCUCAUUCAUCUCAACGACUACUUGCCCCAAAGGUAGUCAUCCUUAUCACUUGUGCACUUGCCUUCAUAAUUGCUAUGUCAUGCUUCAUUGUUGCUCGUUCAAAGGUGAACAAGUCAAGAGGUGGACCUGUAGCUUCACAUUCUUACAAGGGUUGGAAAUCAAUCUCUUACUUAGAACUUGUUCAAUCAACUGGCAGUUUCUCUAUAGACAAUCUGAUUGGUUCAGGAAGUUUUGGUUCUGUUUACAAAGGAGUACUUCCUACUGAUGGGAGGGUAGUUGCUGUCAAAGUAUUAAACCUUCAACAACGAGGAGCUUCCAAGAGUUUCAUUGAUGAAUGCAAAGCUUUAAGAAGCAUACGGCACCGUAAUCUUGUGAAGAUCAUAACUGCAUGCUCGAGCAUUGAUACUCAAGGUAAUGACUUCAAGGGUCUAGUUUUCGAGUUCAUGGAAAAUGGAAGUCUCGACUCAUGGCUGCAUCCUAGAGAUGAUGAGCAAUCUCAAAGUAAGAGAUUGAGCCUUAUCCAAAGACUCAAUAUUGCAAUUGACAUUGCCUCUGCAUUAGAAUAUCUCCACCACCAUUGUGAAACGACCAUUGUUCAUUGUGAUCUAAAGCCAAGCAAUGUUCUUCUUGGUGAAGAUAUGGUUGCCCAUGUUGGCGACUUUGGUUUAGCAAAGUUCCUCUUGGAAGCAUCAGAGAAUUCCUCCCAAAGUCACACCAUUUCAGCUGCGCUAAAGGGUUCCAUAGGCUACAUUCCUCCAGAGUACGGCAUGGGAGACCAAGUUUCCAUCAUGGGAGAUAUUUAUAGCUUUGGAAUACUGUUGCUGGAAAUGUUCAUAGGAAAAAGACCUACAGAUGACAUGUUCACAGAAGGUCUAAGCAUUCACCAAUUCACAGCCAUGGCAAUGCCUGACCAUGCCAUGGACAUAGUUUACCCUUCAUUGUUGAUGGAAAGAGAUGAUGCAGAUGGUGAUGAUGAAAGAUACAACAAUGACAUACGAGUGAGACCAAUUACAAUCAAUGAGGAUGGCAGCCCUAUCCAAUUGCAAGCAACAAGAUUGGAGGAAUGUUUGGUUUCUGUGAUGCAGAUAGGACUCUCCUGCUCUGCAAUAUCACCAUCUGAGCGUAUGCAAAUGGGUGUUGUUAUCAAAAAAAUGAAGGCAACUAAAGACUCAUAUCUCAGUUUGAGAAGAAGAAGAAGAAGCGUGGGCUAA